This is a messenger RNA of Branchiostoma belcheri (Belcher's lancelet), 1465 nucleotides long. RefSeq names its product neuropeptides B/W receptor type 2-like. The record is from RefSeq and is a predicted model, not a curated record. Gene Ontology annotation, cellular component: membrane. NCBI's taxonomy places the organism in Eukaryota, Metazoa, Chordata, Leptocardii, Amphioxiformes, Branchiostomatidae. Bases 82 to 1338 code for a protein of 418 amino acids. Gene Ontology annotation, molecular function: neuropeptide Y receptor activity. The transcript has a single exon. Gene Ontology annotation, biological process: neuropeptide signaling pathway.
CGCUCCACGGUGCCAUAUGUCAGUCGGUAGAAGAUCGUCAGUAAGGUAGAGUGAGUGGUGGAACCUUUCACAAGUUUCAACAUGACGGACUGGGACUGGGAAUCAGAGAGGGUUUUCCUCCCGUUCUAUCCGAGUUUCCAAAACGACAGGUUCCAGAAUAUUUCAGAGUACAACUUCACGUACGGGUUUCGACCAUGGUUGACUCCGGGACUGUACCUAAACAGCAGCAUAACGUCCUCGGACUUGAACAACACUCAUGCUCCGGUCCACGUCCCCAUUGCCAUCAUUCUCUCCAUACUGUGCGCCUGCGGGACGCUGGGGAACCUUCUGGUUACCGUUGUGAUGAUCAGGAAGAAGCAGAAGAAGUCCCCGUCGUAUUUCAUCCUCAACCUGGCUAUCAUGGACGGAGUGGCGUCCGCCAUCUUGAUUCCGCUCGAAGUGAAGGCCUCGCUCACGAUGUUCAACCUCUUCGCGAACGUGGAGACUUGUAGGCUGUUCAAGUGGUUCGAAUGUGCCGCUAUGCUCACGUCUACUUUCAUAACAGUCGCCAUCGCCGUGGACAGGUACCUGGCGAUCUGCAGGCCCUUCAAGUACGCCUCGUCCAAGAUACUAGCGGUGAACAGGGCCAGGAUAGCGGCCGCCAGCUCGGUCGCGCUGGGCAUGGUCCUCCCGUUGCCGAUACUGCCGUGCUACGACUUCUUCCACGUCAGCGACAAGAUCAACUUCUGUGAACUGAAGUAUGACGGAGUCUGCAAGUACUUCGUGGCCUGGUACCAGCCGGUUAUCGUCCUGCUCUGUGUUGUCAUCGUGAUUGUUUUGUACACGAUUGUUUACCUUGACAUUCGCAGAACUAGACGGAGAUUGUCGACAAAGGUAGGCGCCGCCGUGGUCAGCAACUCAAGAAGGCCAUCGUCGAUACAGAACUUUCAAGCGGAAAAUUUGACAAAGAAAAGGCCGAGUCUGUCCCCUCUUGGCGCUGGUAACAACUACAGGACGGUCAAACUUUUCGUUCUCGUAACUUUUGUCUUCUUCUUCACCUGGCUGCCGUACUGCAUCCUGAACCUCAACUUGGGAUAUCUCUUCUUCACGACCACCACGCAACUGUCCAUCACCUUGUUUGAGAUAGUCAGCAAACUGUACCUGUUAAACUUCAUCCUCAACCCAUUCAUCUACGCCUUUGUCAACAAAUCCUUCAGGAAGGACUGUAAACAGUUGUUUACGUGUAGAUGUAGGAGGCAGAGGGAGCAGGGGACUGACAGGAGACGAGAGAUUUACACCAUAGAUCGCCUGAACUGCUGUGAUUCGCGAUCGAAGCAAAAUGAAGUGGAAGCCGUAUAGCUGCACACAAGUCUUUUGUGUACUGACAGUUUGAAACUUUCACAAAGAAGAACUCUCAAAAACUAGAACGAAAUGGACUGUGUUGAAGUCCUAAACAUUUGUAUCUAACAUUUACAACCUCUGCAUU